Molecule: messenger RNA, 6010 nt
Organism: Callorhinchus milii (elephant shark)
Lineage: Eukaryota; Metazoa; Chordata; Chondrichthyes; Chimaeriformes; Callorhinchidae
Product: brefeldin A-inhibited guanine nucleotide-exchange protein 2
Exons: 39
Coding region: 49-5505 (1818 amino acids)
Biological process (GO): regulation of ARF protein signal transduction
Molecular function (GO): guanyl-nucleotide exchange factor activity
Source: RefSeq, a predicted model, not a curated record
CUCCUCCGCCGCCGCCGCCGCUUCCCUCAUGAGUGCGGCCGCAGGACGAUGCACGAAGACAUCAAGACCAAGAACAUGUUUCUGACGCGAGCGCUCGAGAAGAUCCUGACCGACAAGGAGGUGAAGAAAAGUCACCACAGCCAACUCCGCAAAGCCUGUGAGGUGGCGCUCGAGGAAAUAAAAGCUGAAAUAGAAAAACAAAGAAUUGGAGACAAAAAUGUGGUUUCUGAAACACCAAAGGCGAACUUCAUUGAGGCGGAUAAGUACUUCCUUCCUUUUGAGUUGGCUUGUCAAUCAAAAUCACCCAGGAUAAUUAGCACAUCGUUGGACUGCUUGCAGAAACUAAUAGCGUAUGGGCACAUCACGGGAAAUGCUCCUGACAGCACAAAAACUGGAAAAAGGCUAAUUGAUAGGAUAAUGGAGACCAUUUGUGGCUGUUUUCAAGGACCUCAGACAGAUGAGGGAGUACAACUGCAGAUAAUUAAGGCACUGCUCACUGCAGUGACUUCCACUCACAUUGAAAUCCACGAAGGAACAAUCUUACAGACUGUUAGGACCUGCUAUAAUAUCUACCUGGCUAGCAAAAACCUCAUCAAUCAGACUACAGCAAAAGCUACUCUCACACAGAUGCUGAAUGUCAUAUUUACAAAAAUGGAAAGCCAAGUAAUGGAGGAGGUGAAAGAUCUAGAGAAAGAGAGGCAGAGACAACAACAUCUACAACAGGACCAUCGGUCUUCUGCGACUCACAGCGCAGUAGGAUCGCCACAACUUGAUCGGCAAGAAGAACAGCAAAGCAUCCCAGUUUCAUCAGAGACGGAAGACAAUCAGUUAAAUAGUGGGCCGGACAAAACCAAAGUGGAAAUCACAGAGAUUGUAAAUGGGGCAGAAUUAGACAAUACAGAACACAAACACUCUUUACAGACUGAAGGGAAUGUGCCUGGAACAGAUGAGCAAAAUGAGAAUGCAAAAGAAAUAGUGGAACAAAUCCUAAAUGAAAUGGUGCUGACUGUGAUUGGAGAGACAAAAGAGGAAAAUGCUGAAAAUGGAACGACAGAACCUGCCGUAGAAAUUAAAGCUGAUAUUGAUCUCCCUAAAAACAUGCAAGCCAACGGAAUCCCGGAAGGGUCACUAUCACUGCCUGAUAAUUCUUCAUUAACCGAUGAUAUGCAAUCAGUAUCAUGUGGCGAUGUCCAGGAAUCUGGUGUUGUCAUACCACCUCCUAUCAAUGCUAAAUUUUCCCAUAUUCUGCAGAAGGAUGCUUUUUUGGUAUUCCGAUCACUCUGUAAGCUCUCCAUGAAGCCUUUGAGUGAUGGUCCUCCAGAUCCAAAAUCCCAUGAGCUGCGGUCAAAGAUCGUUUCUCUACAGCUGCUCUUGUCAGUUCUGCAAAGUGCUGGUCCCAUCUUCAAAACCAAUGAAAUGUUUAUCAAUGCAAUUAAGCAGUACCUUUGUGUAGCAUUGUCCAAAAAUGGUGUCUCAAGUGUGCCAGAUGUGUUUGAGCUUUCACUUGCUAUUUUUCUUACACUUCUCUCACACUUCAAGAUUCACUUAAAGAUGCAAAUUGAGGUUUUCUUCAAAGAGAUUUUCCUGAAUAUUUUAGAGACAUCUACAAGUUCCUUUGAGCACAAGUGGAUGGUCAUUCAGACUCUGACCAGGAUUUGUGCAGAUGCUCAGUGUGUAGUGGAUAUUUAUGUGAAUUAUGACUGUGAUUUAAAUGCUGCAAAUAUAUUUGAAAGACUUGUGAACGACCUGUCGAAAAUUGCCCAAGGACGGAGUGGUCAGGAAUUGGGAAUGACUCCUCUGCAGGAGCUGAGCCUCAGGAAGAAAGGACUGGAAUGUCUGGUUUCCAUCCUGAAGUGCAUGGUCGAAUGGAGUAAAGAUUUAUAUGUAAAUCCAAAUCUUCAGACCAACUUAGGUCAGGAGAAGCCAUCUGAGCAAGAUAACAGUGAAAACAAACAUGUAGAAGCUGCUCGCAGACGUGGGAGUACAAAUUCCAUGGACUCCACUGUCUCCUCUGGAGUGGGGAGCAUCAGUGUUCAGACAUCUGCUGCAGAUGAUCCUGAACAAUAUGAAGUCCUGAAACAACAGAAGGAUAUCAUAGAACAAGGAAUAGAUUUGUUCAACAAGAAACCAAAGAGAGGUGUACUAUACUUGCAAGAACAAGGAAUGUUGGGUAUAACUGCUGAAGAUAUUGCAAAGUUUUUUCACCAAGAAGGAAGAUUAGAUUCAACUCAAGUGGGUGAGUUCCUAGGAGAGAACACCAAGUUUAAUAAAGAGGUGAUGUACACUUAUGUAGACCAGAUGGAUUACUGUGAAAAGGAUUUUGUGUCAGCACUUCGUAUGUUUCUCGAGGGCUUUCGCCUUCCUGGAGAAGCACAGAAAAUUGAUCGGCUCAUGGAAAAAUUUGCUGCUAGAUAUUUGGAGUGCAAUCAAAGACAAACACUAUUUGCAAGUGCUGAUACAGCUUAUGUUCUGGCCUACUCUAUCAUAAUGCUAACAACAGAUCUUCAUAGCCCCCAGGUAAAGAACAAAAUGACUAAAGAACAGUACAUUAAAAUGAAUCGUGGGAUCAAUGACAGCAAAGAUCUACCAGAAGAAUACCUAUCAACCAUAUAUAAUGAGAUUGCAGGAAAGAAAAUUGCCAUGAAGGAGACAAAAGAACAUUCAAUUACACCGAAAUCCACCAAACCGAGCGUAGCCAGUGAGAAGCAGCGGAGACUCCUGUACAAUCUAGAGAUGGAGCAAAUGGCAAAAACUGCCAAGGCCUUGAUGGAAGCAGUGAGUCAUGCACAGGCCCCAUUUACCAGUGCAACGCAUCUUGAGCACGUCAGACCAAUGUUUAAACUAGCAUGGACACCUUUAUUAGCAGCAUUCAGUGUUGGCUUGCAAGACUGUGAUGAUCCAGAGGUGGCCUUUCUCUGUCUCGAAGGCAUUCGAUGCGCAAUUAGGAUAGCCUGCAUUUUUGGUAUGCAGAUCGAACGCGAUGCCUAUGUUCAGGCUCUUGCCCGGUUUACCUUAUUGACAGCCAGCUCUGGCAUCACAGAAAUGAAACAAAAGAACAUAGAUACUAUUAAGACUCUCAUCACUGUGGCUCACACUGAUGGCAACUACCUCGGCAAUUCCUGGCAUGAGAUCCUGAAGUGCAUUAGCCAGCUGGAGCUGGCACAACUGAUAGGGACUGGAGUUAAGACUAAAUACAUUUCAGGUUCUCUACGCUCCAAAGAAGGAUUUAUUGGAAGUUCUCCAUCGGGAGGGGAAGAAUUUCUGGGACUAGGCAAUUUUGGCAGUGUGGAUAAAAAACAAAUAGCCAGCAUUCAGGAAUCUGUAGGAGAAACCAGUUCACAGAGCGUGGUUGUUGCAGUCGAUAGAAUAUUCACUGGAUCAACACGGCUCGAUGGAAAUGCAAUUGUUGAUUUUGUACGUUGGCUGUGUGCGGUGUCUAUGGAUGAACUGGGGUCGUCUCACCAUCCUCGCAUGUUCAGUCUUCAAAAGAUCGUGGAGAUUUCGUACUACAACAUGGGUCGAAUCAGGCUUCAGUGGUCAAGAAUCUGGGAAGUAAUUGGCGACCAUUUCAAUAAGGUUGGAUGCAAUCCAAAUGAGGAUGUUGCCAUCUUUGCUGUUGAUUCUCUGAGACAGCUAUCGAUGAAAUUCUUGGAGAAAGGGGAGUUAGCAAACUUUCGGUUCCAAAAAGAUUUCUUGAGACCAUUUGAACAUAUUAUGAAAAGGAACAGAUCACCAACAAUUAAGGAUAUGGUCAUUCGGUGCAUUGCUCAGAUGGUAAAUUCACAGGCUUCAAAUAUUCGCUCAGGGUGGAAGAAUAUCUUCUCUGUGUUCCACCAGGCUGCCUCAGACCAUGAUGAGACUAUAGUGGAGUUGGCUUUCCAGACUACAGGGCACAUUAUCUUGGAUAUUUUUAAGAAGCACUUUCCCGCAGCAAUUGAUUCAUUUCAGGACGCAGUGAAAUGUUUAUCUGAGUUUGCUUGCAAUGCUGCAUUUCCUGACACCAGUAUGGAGGCUAUCCGACUCACUCGGCAUUGUGCAACCUAUGUCUCUGAGAGACCACAAGCACUAAAGGAAUAUACAAGUGAUGACAUGAAUGUAGCUGCUGGAGACAGAGUGUGGGUACGGGGGUGGUUUCCAAUUUUAUUUGAGCUUUCCUGCAUUAUCAAUAGAUGCAAAUUAGAUGUCCGCACAAGAGGACUAACUGUGAUGUUUGAAAUCAUGAAAAGCUACGGUGACACUUUUGAGAAGCACUGGUGGCAAGAUCUCUUUCGAAUUAUCUUUCGAAUAUUUGAUAACAUGAAACUCCCUGAACAGCAAACCGAAAAGGUUGAGUGGAUGACAACUACAUGUAAUCAUGCACUUUAUGCUAUUUGUGAUGUUUUUACACAAUUCUAUGAUGUUUUAAAUGAAGUACUACUGGAAGACAUAUUUGCUCAAUUACACUGGUGUGUAGAACAAGACAAUGAACAGCUGGCCCGAUCCGGAACAAAUUGUUUGGAGAAUGUAGUCAUAUUGAAUGGUCAAAAGUUCAGUCCUUUAGUCUGGGAUAAAACUUGUUGCUGCAUGCUGAACAUCUUCAAGACCACUAUUCCCAAUGUCUUGUUAACAUGGCGGCCAGUAAGUUUGGAAGAAGAGACUGGAGAGAAGACUUCGGACAUGGAUGUUGACCGUCAAUCAAUCUGUAGUACAGAGCGAAACCUCUCAGAAAAAGGUCAGAGUCAGUUCAGUCAGAUAUCAAACACGAGUGAUGAGGCACGGAAGAAUAGAUCAAAUACAAAAAUAAUUGAACAGAAGCUGUUUGCUGCCCUUCUCAUCAAGUGUGUUGUACAGUUGGAACUCAUCCAAACAAUAGACAAUAUAGUGUUCUUCCCUACAACGAGCAAAAAGGAGGAUGCUGAAACCAUGGCAGCUGCCCAGAGGGAUUCGAUAGAUGCCGAGAUUCACAUAGAUACUGAAGAUCAAGGAAUGUACCGUUACAUGACUUCUCAGCAACUCUUCAAGCUGUUGGAUUGUCUGCUGGAGUCGCACUCCUUUGCAAAGGCUUUCAAUUCAAACAAUGAACAGAGGACUACCCUCUGGAGAGCAGGGUUUAAGGGCAAAUCCAAGCCUAAUCUCUUGAAACAGGAAACAAGCAGCCUCGCCUGUUGUCUGCGGAUACUCUUCCGUAUGUACAAUGAUGACAAUCGCCAGGAUUCUUGGGACAAUAUACAACAACGACUACUGAAUGUUUGCAGCGAAGCUCUUGCUUACUUCAUCACUCUGACUUCUGAAAGUCACCGUGAAGCUUGGACUAACCUGUUAUUACUCUUCCUAACAAAGACUCUUAAAAUCAGUGAUGAAAAGUUUAAAAUCCAUGUUUCAAAGUACUAUCCAUACUUGUGCGAAAUGGUGCAGUUUGACCUGAUUCCUGAACUGCGAGCAGUUUUGCGCAAGUUCUUUCUACGUAUUGGCAUAGUGUUUCAGAUCUACAAUUCAGAGGAGCAGCCACAUGAAGAUAAUACAUAACAAAAAGUCAAAUGUCUUUCUUCAUCUCUCCAUGAAUGAAUGUCUUGGAGGUUACCCAUGUAAAGUCAAUGAAAAUAAUUAAUUCUAGAGCUAUUUUUGAAAUAUUAAUCAGGGUUUCCUGAAUAAGUGAUCUGUACUCUUCUAUAUGUAAAAGGGGUCUUUGUGAGUCACACGUCCCGAAUCCCACUGUAACUUACAAUCCCCGUUUGUAUUUUUAUUUGCUUUUAAAGAAUAUUUGCAACGGUUUCCUUUUGCACCCGCAACCAAAUUUGUUUUUCUCUUAGAAAACGAGUAAAUCAUUUCAGGGAUUCUGGGUUUCUGUACUACGUGUCUGCACUUAAGGGAAUUACACAUUCUUAAACAGCAUAAGUUUCAGGUAAACGUGUGGCUUGAUGCUGUGUUCAGUGUAAAAUGGAGUACUUAAUCCCACAAAGGAGUUGAUGCAUUGUAAGGUUUCAGUGCUUGUAAAUGGAUGAGAAGUUUUAAGAUGACAGAUAUAUAGCUA